Ochlerotatus camptorhynchus is the source of this 2456-nucleotide messenger RNA. RefSeq names its product zinc finger protein 93-like. Gene Ontology annotation, molecular function: RNA polymerase II cis-regulatory region sequence-specific DNA binding; DNA-binding transcription factor activity, RNA polymerase II-specific. Gene Ontology annotation, biological process: regulation of DNA-templated transcription. The record is from RefSeq and is a predicted model, not a curated record. The coding region runs from base 177 to 2396 and encodes 739 amino acids. The transcript has 2 exons. Lineage: Eukaryota; Metazoa; Arthropoda; Insecta; Diptera; Culicidae.
UGAAAUUCGUGAAAUUUCUCCCGUAAAGUUCGGAAAUUUUGUUUUCUUUGAAAUUAGCCGGUUUUAGGAAAAAAUCUUAAUUCUUAACUUGCGACUUAGUCGCUAAACGAUACAUUACUCUUACGCCCCGUAGGUUGGAUCGUGGAAGGUUAUAAACAUUUAAAAGUGUUUCCAAGAUGACCGACGCAAGCCAGCAAGAAUCAAACGAUGGCAACGACACAUGCCUGGAAACUGCUUUUUGCAUCAAACAGGAGCCGCUGGAGAUAGAUCCGGAUGAUUUUUUGGAAGCCAAAUAUGACUCAAUAAGUGUAGUAAGCGAUACACAAAAAGCAUCGCCUUGCAAAGAGAACUUCCAGCUAGAAGUUAUGGCUAUAAGAGACGUCGAUGGAAAUUCGUCGGAGCCUGGUAGAAAACGGAAAAAAAUCUUGAAACGGUCCUCUAAAAGGCUAAAAAUAACGGCUAAAGAAGACGUCGAUGAUAAUGCGCAGGGUCCUUUUAGAAAACGGUGCCGGAAAUCGAAAAGGCUGAACAUCUCGCCAGAGACAACGAAGCUUUCCUUUCAGUGCCCGAGAAAAUAUUGCGAGUUUUCUUGUGCGUCGGUUAAAGCUUUAGACUCGCACACUCGUCUUCGACAUGAAGAAGCGAACCUCAAAGUAGGUGGAAGAAGAAAACCUCGAAAAAUAAAGGAUGUGGCCAAAGCAGUGCCAGCGGCCAGCCUAAGCGAUGGUGAAGUGGAAUCUACUUCAAAGCCAGAAGUCGUUGAUGUUUCAGGGUUUGUCGUGCGAAUUGAAAAGAUUUACAACAAGGGAAGAGUAAUGUACGCUUGCAGCAGAUGCAAAAAUGUAUUCCGUAAAAGGGAGACUUGUGAAGCGCACAUUGCCAAAGUUCACAUGAAUAUUAAACGAUAUACCUGCAGCGACUGUGGUCGAGGGUUCGAUCGGGCCUUGGAUCUGGAAGAACACAACAAAGUUCAUACCCGAGAGCGUCCCUUCAAAUGUCCAGCAGAAAACUGCACCUACACAGCCUCGUGGACUGGUACUCUGUACAAACACGUUCGUCGUCGUCAUAAAGACUAUCAGGGGGACCUGACAUUGGCAACUGUAGCGAAAGGCGAACUAAGCAAACGCAAAGUAAGAGAUAAUAAUCCCGUUGCGAAUGAACCUGCUGGCAGUGUAGCGAAGACAGACGAAACGAUUGAAGCUGAACCCGACAAUGAAGAUUCAUUAUUAGUACAGAUUCCGCCUGUUGAAGACGUUGAAAAUGACAGUGGUCAAUUGGAUUUAUACGAAGAGGCCAACAUUAUCGAUAACCGCAACGACAACGUACCUCAUUAUGCCUGCAAGAUCUGUUCGAAGGAUUUCGAAAAUCUCUAUUCCAUCAAACGCCAUGUCAAUGAGGCUCAUAUCGAUGUGAAGAAACGUACCUGUCUGACAUGUGGAAUAACUUUAUCAUACAGAUACAAUCUCAAUGUUCACAUGAGAAGUCAUUCCGGAGAGCGACCACACAAAUGCGGGGAAUGUGGCAAGGGUUUUCUCAGUACAAGCGAUCUCAAAAGACAUGCCCGUCGCCUUCAACACGCGAGUGGUAUGCCGAAAAAGGAACACAAGUGUAUUAUUUGUAAGGAAAAUUUCGACAGUUCUGGUGACCUAGAGCAGCACGCCUCUAUCCAUGCGUUACGUGUAACUGAUCUCAAUGACAGUUAUGAACUGACUCCCUACGAGGAAGCUAAACUAACGGUCAGUGAUUCUAGUGAGUCACAUGUUUACACAUGCAACAUUUGCGGCAUGCAGUUCAGUGUUCUUUCGGCAGCCAAAGACCACGUCAAUAAGGAUCAUAAGGAUGUGAAAAAUCACAGUUGUAUCUACUGUGGAUCAACCUCCAACUCACGGACCGCUAUGAGGAAGCACAUGUUGAUUCAUGAAGGCAAUAAAACAUUCAAAUGCUUGAAUUCACAUUGCAAUUACGCUACCGAGCAGUACGCAAACUUGCAACAGCACUUCCGUGAUUGCGCUAACAUUUCCAAGAGAGCGGCUGUUCGCAAGUGCACCAUUUGCUGUGUAGAAUUUGGAGAGCUAAGCGUCUUACGGGCCCACUUUAAAGUAGCACACAAACUAGCCAACAGUUACAGCUGUGUGCACUGCGAAUACUCUUUUGGUAGCCUGGGCGAUCUAACAGAGCACAUCCUAUCGCACGGUGCAAUCCAAUCGGUGGUUCGGUGUCCCAUCGAGAACUGUCAGUUUAUCGUAACGUCCGAGGAAGAUCGAAGGAAGCAUCAGCAAUGGCACGAAAAGAAAAACAAUCCACUUCCGAGGCCAUUCGUCUGCGGUACCUGCGGGAAGGAUUUCGAUAGGAACGCUAGUCUUAUGCGCCAUAUGAGAAAUAUUCAUUCCAAGUAAUAGAGGGACUUCCGCAUACAUAAAGGUCCUCUUAUUUUUCGUAUAAUAAAAUGAUUUAUA